CUCGGACUCGCGAUUCGGAUUCAGCAGUUGAGCCCUCUCCCGUCAGGAGUUAAUUUUGCAAUUCUGGGGGUUGCCCUGAUCUCCUCCCUUUCGGUAUCUACGAACCCAUUUUAUACUCCUUUGUUUUCCAAGUAGAACAUUGUCAUGACCGUACGAUAGCGAUACAUAUACCCCCAACUUUCUGCCACGAAGAACGGAUUCCGCGACAUCUCUUGUUGAAACCGCCCUCCGAACAUACCUCCAGAACCCUCCGAACAUACACUCGGCGUCCACUUGCGGGUCAGGUCUUUCGGUAGAAGACCUAUUUCAUCAUGGCGCAAAGCGCGGUGGGUUCGUAUUCGAACCCGCUCAAGAAAUUCAAGCUUGUCUUCUUGGGUGAACAGAGUGUUGGCAAGACCUCCCUAAUAACCCGGUUCAUGUACGACUCCUUCGACACAACGUACCAGGCUACCAUCGGCAUCGACUUUCUCUCCAAAACCAUGUACCUCGAAGAUCGCACCGUCCGCCUCCAGCUCUGGGACACAGCCGGACAAGAACGCUUUCGCUCCCUCAUCCCCUCCUACAUUCGUGAUUCGUCCGUCGCAGUCGUGGUCUACGACAUCUCCUCACGCAAAACCUUCGAGCAAACACGCAAGUGGAUCGAUGACGUGAGAGGGGAGAGAGGAAAUGAUGUGAUUGUGGUCCUUGUCGGGAACAAGACAGAUCUAGGCGAUUCCAAGAGGGAGGUGACCACGCAACAAGGAGAAGAGGAGGCGAAGCGAGCUGGCGCCAUCUUUAUGGAGACCAGUGCGAAGCUGGGCCACAAUGUCAAGGCGCUUUUUAGGAGAAUAGCGCAGGCCUUGCCGGGCAUGGAAGGGGAGGGCGAGCAGCAACCGAACCCCCAGAUGAUCGAUGUGUCCAUAAACAACCAAAAGCCAGCCGAAGAAGGUUGUGCUUGUUGAUCGCGAAAUGGGAUUCAGAACUCGAAUCCAGGCUACGACUCCUCCCGGCGGGCUUCAUGGGCUCAAAAUGUUGGAAUAGCAUGUGAAUGAGCCCAUGUCGAGUCUAUGGGCUGGAACAGACGUGCCGUGGUGUUUCUUGAAAGCUUGGACGAGGACGAGAAGAUGCCACUGGACAUUGCACGGGAGGGCAUGCCGUGCGUCCUGUAUAUGUGGGCUGUGUCUAUAGUGCGCUUGCCGCCGUGGACGUGGGUCAAAGAUCCGCGGACGGUGUCGCACCGACUGCGAGUGUGUGACAGAUAUGGAAAUGAGGGCUUUUGAGCAUAGCAUGGCGUUUUGGCUGUUUACUUCCCGGGCAUGAGCAGUAGGGCCACGCACAGGGACCUUGACCCUCUCCUCGAGGUAGCUGGUUGUACUUGUGCUUGUGCUUGCUUGCUUGUGCAUUGGCAGGGAACGGUAUCGUGUAAAAAGGACAUUGGAAAUCCUGUCGUUCAAUCGUUAAUCGUCAAAUCAUCAUCAACCGUCGCAUUAUUUCAAUACAAUCCGAGUUUGGAGUUGAUACCCUUAGUCUACUAGGUAAC
Messenger RNA from Cladophialophora immunda, 1519 nucleotides. RefSeq lists its product as uncharacterized. The transcript is spliced from 4 exons. Gene Ontology annotation, molecular function: GTP binding; GTPase activity. Lineage: Eukaryota; Fungi; Ascomycota; Eurotiomycetes; Chaetothyriales; Herpotrichiellaceae. The coding region runs from base 312 to 941 and encodes 209 amino acids. The record is from RefSeq and is a predicted model, not a curated record.